This is a messenger RNA of Lathyrus oleraceus (garden pea), 1974 nucleotides long. RefSeq names its product glucan endo-1,3-beta-glucosidase 13. Gene Ontology annotation, molecular function: hydrolase activity, hydrolyzing O-glycosyl compounds. The coding region runs from base 268 to 1767 and encodes 499 amino acids. NCBI's taxonomy places the organism in Eukaryota, Viridiplantae, Streptophyta, Magnoliopsida, Fabales, Fabaceae. Gene Ontology annotation, biological process: carbohydrate metabolic process. The transcript has 4 exons. The record is from RefSeq and is a predicted model, not a curated record.
GUGUGAGAGUUAACUAACACAACCGAACAAAAACAAAAACUGUGUUUGCCACUCUAAUGCUCCAAUCUGAAGAGAGAGAAAAAGCAGUGAAAAGAGACAAGAGCCGUUACUCUCUUUCUGAGCUUUAUUAAAACAUUAGGUAAAACCUUUGCACACUUGUGAACAAUAACAACAACCUUAACAAACAACUUCUCAACUUCGUCUUCAUUUUCUCUUCAUUCUUUUUUCUAAUAUUUACUACUGUUGAGAACACAACAUAACACAACAAUGGCUACUGGGUUCAGCUUCAUCUUUGCAUCAUCAUUUUUCUUCCUUCUUCUAGAUUGUUGUUCUGGGAGUUUCAUUGGGAUAUGCUACGGGCGAAGUGCCGAUGACCUCCCUACACCCGACAAGGUGGCACAGUUAGUUCAGCUUCAUAAAAUCAAAUAUGUUCGGAUUUAUGAUUCUAAUAUACAGGUCCUAAGGGCCUUUGCCAACACUGGAGUUGAACUUAUGAUUGGUGUUCCGAAUUCAGAUUUGCUCUCGUUCUCUCAAUUCCAAUCUAACGCAGACGCUUGGUUGAAAAACAGCGUCCUUCCUUAUUAUCCGGCCACGAAAAUCACGUACAUAACUGUUGGUGCUGAAAUCACAGAAAGUAGCUAUAAUACAUCUUCACUGGUAGUACCUGCGAUGAACAAUGUACUUACAGCACUCAAGAAACUUGGGCUGCACAAAAAGAUAAAAGUUUCUAGUACUCAUUCUCUUGGUGUUCUGUCGCGAUCGUUCCCUCCUUCAGCCGGGGCUUUCAAUAGUAGCCAUGCUCAUUUCCUGAAACCGAUGCUAGAAUUUCUUGCGGAAAAUCAAUCGCCUUUUAUGAUUGAUAUAUAUCCUUAUUAUGCUUACCGUGACUCCCCGAAUAAAGUGCCUUUAGAUUAUGCUCUUUUUCAGGCAUCCUCUGAAGUUAUUGAUCCAAACACUGGUUUGCUUUACACAAACAUGUUUGACGCGCAGAUUGAUGCUAUUUACUAUGCACUCAUGGCCCUAAAUUUCCGAACAAUUAAUGUAAUGGUCACCGAAACAGGCUGGCCUUCAAAAGGUUCGCCUAAGGAGAAGGCCGCAACUCCAGAUAAUGCACAAACAUAUAACACUAAUCUCAUAAGGCAUGUUAUAAAUAAUACCGGUACUCCAGCGAAGCCUGGGAAGGAGCUAGAUAUUUAUAUUUUCUCAUUGUUUAACGAAAAUAGAAAGCCCGGUUUAGAAUCUGAGAGGAACUGGGGAUUGUUUUAUCCGGAUCAGACAAGUGUGUAUAAUCUAGACUUCACCGGACGAGGCGCGAUUGACAUGACUACGGCUGCAAAUGUAACACGAUCAAAUCGAACGUCAUGGUGCAUUGCUUCAAGCAAAGCCUCCGAAAUCGAUUUGCAGAAUGCUUUGGAUUGGGCAUGUGGUCCUGGCGAUGUGGACUGUACUGCGGUCCAGCCUAGCCAGCCUUGUUUCGAGCCGGAUAAUUUAGUCUCACAUGCAUCUUUUGUUUUUAAUAGCUAUUACCAGCAAAAUGGAGCCUCUGAUGUUGCUUGUAGUUUUGGUGGUACAGGUGUAAAAGUUGACAAGGAUCCAAGUUAUGAUAACUGCAUCUACAUGAGAGAUGGAAAUAAUAAAACAUCGGGAAGUAAUGCAAGGGCGAUGUCGUCAACUUCAUCCUCCCAACAGAAAGGAAGAUAUUCUUCAAUUUCUAUGUAUCUUCUUGUAAUUUGUCUCUUCGUUCUAUUGAAUAUCGAACAAUCCUGAGAAGGCAAGCUUGAUUGUAGAAAAUGCAGCAUGAUUUUGCUAUGUUUAGACGAAUGCUGCGUUUUCGCAUGCAAGGGGGAGGUAAUGGUUUUGUUGUAAGCUUUUCAUACAAUGGCAUGCAUCAGAUACGUGUAAAAAUCAUUUGUUGUAAAAUCUUUAAUCUGUGAUUCAUUUCAUUGUUAUGAAAUUGCACAAAGAGCUUCUGCA